This is a messenger RNA of Photinus pyralis (common eastern firefly), 1589 nucleotides long. It is a transcript of the gene GPHR, whose product is annotated as Golgi pH regulator. Gene Ontology annotation, molecular function: voltage-gated monoatomic anion channel activity. The transcript is spliced from 8 exons. Bases 88 to 1455 code for a protein of 455 amino acids. Lineage: Eukaryota; Metazoa; Arthropoda; Insecta; Coleoptera; Lampyridae. Gene Ontology annotation, cellular component: Golgi cisterna membrane. Gene Ontology annotation, biological process: intracellular pH reduction. The record is from RefSeq and is a predicted model, not a curated record.
CGCGCAUCGUGAUUGGACCAAUGUUGACGUGCCAUAACCUCAAAAGUAAAUUAAAUUUUAAAUCGAAAGAAUGUAAAUAGGCAAAAGAUGAAUUUUUUAAAUGAUACAAUCGUCAUGCUCACGUCUCAGACGUUGUUCUUUAUCGGUGCGUGGCUCUUCUUCGUCAAGCAACUCUUUAAAGACUACGAAGUGCGGCACCUUCUCGUUCAGACGAUCUUCUCGAUCACGCUCGCCCUAUCGUGCACGAUGUUCGAGCUGAUCAUCUUUGAGAUACUCGGCUGUUUAGAUUCGAGCUCGCGGUACUUCUAUUGGAAUUUAACAUUGUACCUGUUAGUCGUGAUGGUGGUCGUCUUCAACCCGUUUUACAUAUUCUUCUGUAGCAUUAGGAAUAUUCCGUUCGUUAAGCCAGAAUUCGUGAAGCAUUUAACCAUUUUCGUUUGGUUCAUUUUUUUGAUAAUCUUUUGGAAAAUCGGCGAGCCGUUCCCGAUUACGAACCCGAAGCAGGGAAUACUCUCGAUGGAGCAUUUAGUGUCGCGGAUCGGCGUCAUAGGAGUUACCGUGAUGGCAAUCCUGUCGGGUUUCGGUGCGGUCAAUUAUCCGUACACGUCCAUGGCCUACUUUAUGAGAGACGUUUCGCCGGCCGACGUGACCAGCAUCGAAAAGCGCCUAAUGCAGACGAUGGAGAUGAUCGUAAUGAAAAAGAAACGUCUGGCCGUCGCGCGAAAGCAGACGAUGGAGAGGAUGUCGCGCGAGGGCGGCAAAGAGAGGAGUGGAAUUUGGGGCAUUCUGACGUCGGUGACCACGAACCGAAGCACCGAAAACAUCAACCAGCUGAAGCUCGAGAUUUUGGGCCUGGAGGAGUUGAGCAGGCAGCUGUUUUUGGAGGCGCACGAGAACCACAACAUGUUGGAGCGGAUCGAGUGGUCCAAGACGUGGACGGGAAAGUACUUCAACUUCCUGGGCUACUUCUUCUCGAUGUACUGCAUGUGGAAAAUUUUUAUUUGCACAAUUAACAUUGUAUUUGAUCGAGUCGGCAAGAAGGAUCCGGUAACUAGGGGUAUUGAGAUCGCCGUUAAUUGGAUGGGGCUGGACUUUGAUGUCGGGUUUUGGUCCCAACAAAUUUCAUUUUAUUUAGUCGGUUGUAUUGUUGUCACUUCAAUACGAGGACUACUGUUGACGUUAACAAAGUUUUUUAAUAAAAUCUCCUCGAGUAAAAGCUCCAACAUCAUUGUAUUGGUCCUCGCGCAAAUAAUGGGCAUGUACUUUGUGUCGUCCGUGCUUCUGCUGCGAAUGAAUAUGCCCGCCGAGUACCGGAUAAUUAUAACGCAAGUAUUAGGUGAUCUACAAUUUAACUUCUAUCACCGUUGGUUCGAUGUGAUAUUUCUUGUAAGCGCGGUCAGUAGCAUUAUUACGCUUUACAUUGCACAUAAAACGCCUAUACACGACAAUAUGUAAUUAAUUUAAGUUAACGAAUAGGUUAAGUGCCGUAUUUGGGAGACUGUCGAACAGUGACAUUUGAUCUCAAUUGAGAACUCGUGAGUAGGUACUUUGAUCAUUAUAUACAUUUUAUAAUAAAUCUAUAAACAAUA